Molecule: messenger RNA, 1212 nt
Organism: Dendronephthya gigantea
Lineage: Eukaryota; Metazoa; Cnidaria; Anthozoa; Malacalcyonacea; Nephtheidae
Product: zinc finger protein 830-like
Exons: 12
Coding region: 18-1013 (331 amino acids)
Biological process (GO): mitotic DNA replication checkpoint signaling; mitotic DNA damage checkpoint signaling; nuclear DNA replication
Cellular component (GO): spliceosomal complex; nucleus
Molecular function (GO): zinc ion binding; nucleic acid binding
Source: RefSeq, a predicted model, not a curated record
AAAUAUUUUUUUUCAAAAUGGCCGGAAAAACGAAGUUAAAAGAUGUUCGUACUUUGAUGAAGGAACAACGCAGUAAAUCCAAAAAGAAAAUCGACUCGCCACUUGCAAGGUAUAACAACGCAGGUCAAUUAUUCUGUGUUUUGUGCAACACAGUUAUUAAAAGUGAUCUUCUGUGGGAUGCACAUAUACGUGGAGUCAAACAUAAAGAGAAUCUUGUGUCAUUAAAAUCUGGUAAACAGAAAUCACAAACAGAUUUAUCAAAAUCUUGUUAUGUACAGCAAGACAGGAACGUCUUCAACAGCAGUUCUAAGGGAAACGGGGUAACCUCAGGUUCCUUACAGUCAAACAAACGAAGAAAUCAAGAGAAUAAUGAUGAUAUAUCAGAUUUUGAUAGUGAAUCACCAACGAUAAAAAAACCUAAAGUAUCAAGUUCCAACCACUCUUCGAGUAUACCUGCGGACUUCUUUGAUAAUAAUGGAAGUAGUUCAGUUGAAGAACAGAAUAUGGUAGUGGAUAAAGACACGACAUCUGAGACUCCAUCUGCUGUGGAGACUUUACCUGCAGAUUUUUUCGACAGCUCACAAACAGAACUAAAAGAAUCAGAAAAUGAUUUAUCAAAACAAAACGAAUCUGACAAAUCAGAAGUUAUACCUGAAGGCUUUUUUGACGACCCAAAACUUGACGCCAAAGCUCGAAAAGUCGAAUAUAAAGACCCAGCUGACGAGGAGUGGGAGAAAUUUCAAAAAGCUCUGAGUACAGAAAACCAGGUUUCAGAGGCAAUUAUUCAUGAAGAGGAAGAAGAAUCAAGAAUUGACAGAGCAUUGGAUGAAAUGAGUGAGCAAAGGUUGUAUUACAUACGGGCAGAUGUGCUUCGAGAUAAACAAAAUGCUUUAAAAGUAAGUAGGGAAGAGAGGAGAAGCGAUAGACUGAGUGUAGAAAUGAAAGAAAGCGGCAGUGAUUCUGAUAGUGAUGAUAUUGAGGAUAUGUUUAAUUGGAGAGCAAAGAAAGCUUAAUGAUAGGUGCUGGAAUGAACGUGUAACGUAUUGGUAGAAACAAAACUGCGUUUGAGACGUUUUGGCCAACCUCGCUGAUGUAGUCCUGCUAUUUUGGGUCUGUAUGAAAUAACAUCGGUCUAUCGAAUCGCCCAAAAUGUAAAUGAACGAAAUUUGAUCUUGCCCUUGGCUUAACCAGUUCGAAUUCGCGAAAUCGAGU